This is a messenger RNA of Fonsecaea pedrosoi CBS 271.37, 237 nucleotides long. RefSeq lists its product as uncharacterized. NCBI's taxonomy places the organism in Eukaryota, Fungi, Ascomycota, Eurotiomycetes, Chaetothyriales, Herpotrichiellaceae. The coding region runs from base 1 to 237 and encodes 78 amino acids. The record is from RefSeq and is a predicted model, not a curated record. The transcript has a single exon.
AUGGCGACCAAUUCCUCCGUCUCCGCUUGCGUCCGCGUCCUCCUGCGCAAAUCCAUCACUCGUGCUGUUGCACUCGCGAAAACCAGGAUCGACGUCGAGAACUUCAACGUAGCGAACCGAGACGAGACGGGCUCUCAAGCGACGCUGGCUACGGACGGGAAACGCGGAGGAGAAGAACAGGAUUCAACACAUCCGUCCAACCAACCUCGUGAUGUAGUCAAGUAUGAGAGAGAUUAA